UUCUUCCAGUCAGAGGUCCAACCAACUUGCUGAUAGAGUGCAGAAACCAAAAUGGAAGAAGGGCAUGAAUCUGAAAGAUGGGUUGGUUAUGUGGAUUGGAGGAACAGACCUGCCUUGAGAAGCAAGCAUGGAGGAAUGGUUGCAGCCUCUUUUGUGCUGGUGGUGGAGAUAAUGGAGAAUAUGGCAUUUCUAGCUAAUGCAAGCAACUUGGUCACCUAUUUGGCAGAGUUCAUGCACCUCUCCCCAUCUGUCUCAGCCACCACUGUCACCAACUUCAUGGGGACAGCCUUCCUCCUGGCCCUACUGGGGGGCUUCCUAUCUGAUGCUGUCUUCACCACAUAUCACAUCUACCUGAUAAGUGCUCUUCUGGAGUUCCUGGGACUCGUCAUCCUCACUGUGCAAGCCAAGUCUCCGACGCUCAAGCCGCCUGCAUGCAGAAUCCCGGCCGCUUCCCACGCUCCAUGCCAAGAGGUCUCCGGCGGCAAGGCGGCGAUCCUCUUCGCCGGCCUCUAUCUCACCGCCUUGGGCGUGGGCGGGGUCAAGGGAUCACUUCCCGCCCAUGGCGCGGAGCAGUUCGACGAGAACACCGCCCGCGGUCGCAAGGCCCGCUCCACCUUCUUCAACUACUUCGUCUUCUGCCUCUCCUGCGGUGGCCUCGUCGCGGUGACGCUCGUCGUCUGGGUGGAGGACAACAAAGGAUGGCAGUGGGGCUUCGGCAUCUCCACCUUAACCAUACUCCUCUCCGUCCCCGUCUUCCUCGCCGGCUCCGCCACGUACAAAAACAAGAUACCAACUCGAAGUCCUGUCACAACCAUAGCCAAGGUCCUGGUCGCUGCGAUCUUGAACCGUAGAUGUCGUCAUAAUCCGAUAAAUGCCGUCAUCGACAUGGCGCCGAGCCCUGUGAAGACUAUCGAGGUGGACGCGAAGGAAGAAGUGAGGGAUGAUGAAGGCCCAAAUGCAGAGCUGAAGUGCCUCAAUAGAGCCGUGGAAGGAAAGCCCAUGCACGGAGCGCUUCUGUGCACCGCGAAAGAGGUGGAGGAUGUCAAGGUCGUCGUCAAAGUCCUGCCCAUCUUCCUCUCUACCGUAAUGCUAAGCUGCUGUUUGGCCCAACUCUCGACCUUCUCGAUCCAGCAAGCAGCAACGAUGGACACCCGAGUCGGCGGGCUCACCGUCCCGCCGGCGUCGCUCCCCGUCUUCCCCGUCGUCUUCAUCAUGCUCCUCGCGCCGCUCUACGACCACGCCAUCGUCCCCUUCGCACGCAGGGUGACCGGGAGCGAGACGGGCAUCAGUCACCUGCAAAGAAUAGGCUUCGGGCUAGCGCUCUCGAUCGUGGCAAUGGCGGUGGCGGCGUCGGUGGAAGCGAAGCGGAAGCGGGUGGCGAGGGCCGCCAGCCUGCUCGACUCCGCCGAGCCACUUCCGAUCUCGUUCUUCUGGCUGGCGCUUCAGUACCUGUUCUUGGGCUCCGCGGACCUGUUCACGCUGGCCGGAACGCUCGAGUUCUUCUUCAGCGAGGCGCCGGCGGGGAUGCGUUCGCUGGCGACGUCGCUGUCCUGGGCAUCGUUGGCCAUGGGGUACUACCUCAGCUCGCUGCUUGUGGCCGUCGUGAACGACGUGACGGGCCGCGGAAACCGCCAGGCGUGGAUGGCCGGACGCAGCUUGAAUCAUUACCACCUCGAGCGGUUCUACUGGCUCAUGUCUGCUCUCAGCUCCUUCAACUUCCUUCACUUCUUGUUUUGGGCUAACAGGUACAGGUACCGAUCAACUGGGAGCAAGCUUUAGUGGUAUCAACGGAGGAGGAGGAGGCGAUGGUAGUGAUGAGCUCAGUGUCGAAGUGAUCUAAUAAAGACUUCAUGGCAAGAUCGCGGCUGAGUUGGGCAUUUCAUUAAAUAAAAGUCAUUCAUAAGA
Molecule: messenger RNA, 1905 nt
Organism: Musa acuminata subsp. malaccensis (wild Malaysian banana)
Lineage: Eukaryota; Viridiplantae; Streptophyta; Magnoliopsida; Zingiberales; Musaceae
Product: protein NRT1/ PTR FAMILY 4.6-like
Biological process (GO): transmembrane transport
Cellular component (GO): membrane
Molecular function (GO): transmembrane transporter activity
Source: RefSeq, a predicted model, not a curated record